AUUACAUCUGAGUUUCCGAGGGAUAAAGAGAGUUUCUUUUAGUUGCAGAGAGGGACUAAAAUGGCGACGAACAUUGGUAUAAUGGACAGUGCUUACUUUGUUGGAAGAAACGAGAUUCUUGGCUGGAUCAAUGACUGUCUUCAUCUCAGUCUCUCUCGCAUCGAAGAGGCUGCAUCGGGUGCUGUUCAAUGCCAAAUGAUGGACAUGACCUUUCCAGGGGUUGUGCCAAUGCACAAGGUUAACUUUGAUGCAAAGAACGAGUAUGAGAUGAUACAAAACUACAAAGUCAUGCAAGAAGUCUUCACCAAAUUGAAAAUUACUAAGCCAUUGGAAGUCAACAAGCUUGUCAAAGGCAGACCACUAGACAACUUGGAGUUUCUACAAUGGCUGAAACGUUUCUGCGACUCCAUAAAUGGUGGCAUUAUGAAUGAGAAUUAUAAUCCAGUAGAACGAAGAUCAAGAGGUGGCAAAGAGAAAAGUGUAAAGGGGUCUAGUAAGGUCUCAAAGUCAUUACAAACAAACAAUAUGCAUCAGCCUCCUCCAGUCACUACUUCCAACAAAACAUUUUGUCCCAAGCAAGUAAAAUCACAUGCUGUUGGAGGUGGGAGCAACUCAUCAGCCGAAGUGCAAGCUCUGUCAAAGGAGCUUGAAGAUCUCAAGCUCUCGGUUGAUCUCUUGGAAAAGGAAAAAGACUUUUACUUCACCAAGCUCCGGGAUGUGGAAAUACUUUGCCAGACUCCUGAACUCGAUGAUCUUCCGAUAGUGGUAGCGGUUAAGAAGAUAUUAUAUGCAACAGAUGCAAAUGAAUCUCCGCUAGAAGAAGCUCAAGAGUGCCUAAACGCGUCUCUAGGGCUUGAAGCUGCGGAAGAAGCACAAGGAGAAGAAGCAGAGUUCUAGGCUUAAAGUUGUGAUUUCUAACAAAUCAAGUUUCAAAGUAGAGGACAACUAUAUCUAUUGCCUUGUCAUAGAAGACAGAUGACUUUGGAGAGGAUGUUUGCACAAUAUUCAGUUUAUAAUGAAUUGAGAGCCAUGACUGGUGAAAGUUACAAGUUGUCAAGUCACACUUUGGUGAAAAUUGCAAGAUGAAGUA
Raphanus sativus (radish) is the source of this 1090-nucleotide messenger RNA. RefSeq names its product microtubule-associated protein RP/EB family member 1B-like. The transcript is spliced from 8 exons. Gene Ontology annotation, biological process: thigmotropism; regulation of microtubule polymerization or depolymerization; protein localization to microtubule plus-end. Gene Ontology annotation, molecular function: microtubule plus-end binding. Gene Ontology annotation, cellular component: spindle midzone; microtubule plus-end; cytoplasmic microtubule. The record is from RefSeq and is a predicted model, not a curated record. Lineage: Eukaryota; Viridiplantae; Streptophyta; Magnoliopsida; Brassicales; Brassicaceae. Bases 61 to 897 code for a protein of 278 amino acids.